AUGACGGGAAUCAAGGAAGGUAUCACAGGAGCGGACAUCUUAAAGAGAGCCAAAAAGGGAAUCUCAUUAGAGGACCUUGGGAUUGAGGAGUUGAGGACCAGACGUACGAUGACAGGGGCAACGCUUAUAGAAAUAGCGGGAGAAGGAAAUGAGAGAAAAGCGGAUGCAUUGGCUGCGAGAUUAAGAGGAAUAUUUGCGGAGACAGAGGUGCAGGUGAGGAGACCAGUCAAAAAGGCAGAAAUAAGAAUCGUGGGUCUCGAUGAAGACACUACGGAGGAAGAGGUGCAGUUGGCAGUAGCGAAGGCCGGAAGAGGAGACAGUAAGGACAUUCGGACAGGAAAGAUCGCGAGAACGAGGAUGGGAACGGCGAUAGUAUGGGUUCUGUGCCCUUUGAAAGUGGCAAUGGAGGCUACGAAAAGCGGAAAGAUUAAGAUAGGUUGGACAAACGCGAGAAUAGAAAUGUUACAGGCGCGACCGAUACGAUGUUUUCGCUGCAUGGAAAGUGGACACGUUAGGGACAAAUGUACCAAUGAAAUAGAUAGAACAGGUAUGUGUUUUAAGUGUGGAGUUACAGGGCACAAAGCAGCGAACUGCGCAAACAGACCGCACUGCCCGAUUUGUGAGAAAAGGGGACAAGACGCGAAUCAUAGAAUGGGCAGUGUGAUCUGCCUACAGAACAAGGAGAACGGAAGAAGCACGGGGAAAACUAUACGGAGGGUAGGAAAAACGGACGGCGAAUAUGAUAGUGUUACAAACUAA
Messenger RNA from Ooceraea biroi (clonal raider ant), 759 nucleotides. RefSeq lists its product as uncharacterized. Gene Ontology annotation, molecular function: zinc ion binding; nucleic acid binding. Lineage: Eukaryota; Metazoa; Arthropoda; Insecta; Hymenoptera; Formicidae. The record is from RefSeq and is a predicted model, not a curated record.